AUGGGAUCCACAACGGCUAACGGCUCGACCUCAGCACCUUCAUCCACCCUUACACCAUCAUCACCCUCGAGUUCGUACCCUUCAGCGUUACCCAGCGCCUCUGAUACGCUCUCUGGAGCCUACGCCGACCCUGCAUCCUUGCAUCCUCUCGCUGGAUUGGGCAAAAACUUGGAUUUCCUUCAACUUGAAGAAGACAAAUUACAAAAUGUCGAAGGAGCCAUGAACGUCUUGCCCUCUCGAGGUUGGACAGAUGAUCUCUGUGUAGGUACAGGAACGACCUAUGUCAGUGGAUUGGCAGUCGGUGGUGUCUGGGGAUUGAAGGAAGGUCUGGGCAGACAACUCGGUCCCAAUCCCGCUUUUAAACUUCGUCUCAACAGUGUGCUCAAUGCCGCUACGCGAAGAGGGACUUUGUUGGGCAAUUCGCUUGGAGUGCUUGCCAUGUUCUAUAACAUUGCCAAUUCGUCCCUUGACAGUAUCCGAGGCAAGCAUGAUGUGUUCAAUAGUAUGGGUGCAGCUGCACUCAGCGGAGCAGUCUUCAAAUCGACUUCCGGUAUGCGACCCGCUGCCAUGUCCGCCGGCCUCAUGGCUAGUGCCGCUGGAGCUUGGUCAGGGUUCAAGCGCUUGGUGUGA
This is a messenger RNA of Kockovaella imperatae, 630 nucleotides long. Its product is annotated as Tim17/Tim22/Tim23/Pmp24 family-domain-containing protein. The record is from RefSeq and is a predicted model, not a curated record. Lineage: Eukaryota; Fungi; Basidiomycota; Tremellomycetes; Tremellales; Cuniculitremaceae. The transcript has 4 exons. Bases 1 to 630 code for a protein of 209 amino acids. Gene Ontology annotation, molecular function: transmembrane protein transporter activity. Gene Ontology annotation, biological process: protein import into mitochondrial matrix. Gene Ontology annotation, cellular component: mitochondrial inner membrane; TIM23 mitochondrial import inner membrane translocase complex.